GUCACCGGGAAGCGCCUGUCCGCGGCUGAGUUGGCAGCGCCGGGGCCGGCGUUCGGCGCUAUGGCCGAGGGCAGCGGGGAGGUGGUCGCCCUGCCGGCGUCUGGGGCCGCCAACGGCCUCAGCAAUGGGGCAGGCGGGACGUCGGCGCAGCCCAACAACCCGCUGUCGCGCAAGCUGCAUAAGAUCUUGGAGACGCGUCUGGACCAUGACAAGGAGAUGCUGGAAGCUCUCAAGGCACUUUCCACCUUUUUUGUUGAAAAUAGUUUGCGGACUCGAAGAAAUUUACGUGGAGAUAUUGAACGCAGAAGCUUAGCCAUCAAUGAAGAAUUUGUAAGCAUUUUCAAGGAAGUGAAGGAGGAGCUUGAAAGCAUAAAUGAAGAUGUUCAAGCAAUGAGCAGUUGUUGUCAGGAUAUGACAAGCCGCCUACAGGCAGCAAAGGAACAGACUCAAGAUUUGAUAGUAAAAACCACUAAACUUCAAACUGAAAGCCAAAGAUUAGAAAUAAGAGCACAAGUAGCAGAUGCCUUCUUAUCCAAGUUCCAGCUGACUUCUGAUGAAAUGAGUCUCCUCCGAGGUACAAGAGAAGGACCUGUUACUGAGGACUUUUUCAAGGCCUUGGGAAGAGUAAAACAGAUUCAUAAUGAUGUCAAAGUACUCUUGCGUACAAACCAACAAACAGCAGGUUUAGAAAUUAUGGAACAGAUGGCUUUACUUCAAGAAACAGCUUAUGAAAGACUUUAUCGGUGGGCUCAAAGUGAAUGUAGAACACUGACACAAGAGUCAUGUGAUGUAUCUCCUGCAUUAACUCAGGCGAUGGAAGCCCUACAGGAUAGACCUGUCUUAUAUAAGUACACUUUAGAUGAAUUUGGAACAGCUAGACGAAGCACAGUUGUUCGAGGGUUUAUUGAUGCUCUUACAAGAGGUGGCCCAGGAGGUACACCUAGACCCAUUGAAAUGCACUCCCAUGACCCCUUGAGGUACGUGGGAGAUAUGUUGGCGUGGCUCCAUCAAGCUACUGCUUCUGAAAAGGAACACCUCGAAACCUUCUUAAAGCUUGUAACUACACAAGGUGUUGAAGAAAAUAUUCAAGAAGUUGUUGGGCACAUCACUGAGGGUGUGUGCAGGCCUCUGAAGGUUCGAAUUGAACAAGUAAUACUUGCUGAACCUGGGGCAGUUUUAUUAUAUAAAAUUUCUAAUCUCCUCAAAUUUUACCACCAUACAAUCAGUGGCAUUGUUGGAAAUAGUGCAACUACUUUAUUAACCACCAUUGAAGAAAUGCAUUUGCUAAGCAAAAAAAUAUUCUUCAAUAGCUUGAGUCUUCAUGCAAGUAAAUUAAUGGAUAAGGUGGAACUCCCACCACCUGAUCUUGGACCAAGUUCUGCCCUAAAUCAGACACUCUUGUUGCUGCGUGAGGUUUUGGCAUCUCACGAUUCUUCAGUCGUGCCACUGGAUGCUCGUCAAGCUGACUUUGCGCAGGUUUUGUCAUGUGUCUUGGAUCCUCUGCUCCAGAUGUGUACAGUAUCAGCCAGCAAUUUAGGCACAGCUGACAUGGCCACUUUCAUGGUUAAUUCACUCUACAUGAUGAAAACAACAUUAGCCUUAUUUGAGUUCACUGACAGACGUCUAGAAAUGCUACAAUUUCAGAUUGAAGCACAUUUGGACACACUUAUAAAUGAGCAAGCCUCUUAUGUUUUAACUAGAGUAGGCUUGAGUUACAUCUACAACACUGUGCAGCAACAUAAACCUGAACAGGGCUGUUUAGCCAAUUUGCCCAACUUAGACUCUGCGGCACUGAAGGCUGCAAUGGUUCAGUUUGAUCGUUACCUGUCAGCCCCAGACAACCUACUAAUGCCACAGCUGAACUUUCUUCUGAGUGCCACAGUGAAAGAGCAGAUCGUAAAACAGUCUACAGAACUGGUCUGCAGAGCCUAUGGUGAAGUGCAUGCAGCUGUCAUGAAUCCAGCCAAUGAAUAUAAAGACCCAGAGAGCAUUCUACAUAGAUCGCCACAGCAAGUGCAGACACUGCUAUCCUGAUUAUCUUAGUGACUGUGCUUCCCUGGACACUAAUGGUUGUUUUGUUUUUAGGCUCUAUCUAAUCUUUGGGAUUUGAGAAUUAGUUUUCUGUAAAUCAUAAGAUUAUUCUUUUGUUCUCCAGUAUUGUGGAAGUAAAUGUUAACUGAGUUAAUAUUA
This is a messenger RNA of Chinchilla lanigera (long-tailed chinchilla), 2190 nucleotides long. RefSeq names its product component of oligomeric golgi complex 6 (gene Cog6). The record is from RefSeq and is a predicted model, not a curated record. Gene Ontology annotation, cellular component: COG complex. The transcript has 19 exons. Lineage: Eukaryota; Metazoa; Chordata; Mammalia; Rodentia; Chinchillidae. Gene Ontology annotation, biological process: intra-Golgi vesicle-mediated transport. Bases 61 to 2034 code for a protein of 657 amino acids.